Molecule: messenger RNA, 1653 nt
Organism: Balearica regulorum gibbericeps (East African grey crowned-crane)
Lineage: Eukaryota; Metazoa; Chordata; Aves; Gruiformes; Gruidae
Source: RefSeq, a predicted model, not a curated record
AGGAGUCGAUAUGCUGUAAAUAGCUCUGGUGACACCACGGAAGAUCAAGAUGGGGACUCCAGAGACCAAUGUCCUCUAACUGAUGAGCAAUUGGUUUCGGGGUUUUCAGAUGUCAUCCUGGCAACAAUUUUGGCUACCAAGUCAGAUAUGUGUGGGAAAAAGUUUGAACUGAAGAUUGAUAACGUUCGCUUUGUUGGCCAUCCCACGUUGCUUCAGCAUGCCCUCGGGCAGGUAUCCAAAACGGAUCCCUCACCAAAAAGAGAGAUGCCCACUAUGAUUCUCUUCAACGUGGUGUUUGCACUAAGGGCCAAUGCAGAUCCAUCCGUGAUAAACUGCUUACACAACCUCUCCCGAAGAAUCGCUAUAGUCUUGCAGCACGAGGAGCGCCGCUGCCAAUACCUGACCAGGGAGGCCAAGCUGAUCUUAGCUAUUCAGGAUGAAGUGUCUGCCAUGUCAGAAACCACAGAAGGGCCACAGUCACCUUUUCAUCACAUCCUACCCAAGUGCAAACUGGCCAGAGAUCUCAAAGAGACAUAUGACAGUCUCUGCACAACAGGGGUGGUCCGUUUACAUAUCAACAACUGGCUGGAAGUGAGUUUCUGCCUGCCUCAUAAAAUCCAUUAUGUUGCCACAAACUUUAUACCCCCUGAAGCAAUUGAGAGAAGCCUGAAAUCCAUCAGGCCGUACCAUGCCUUAUUACUUUUAAAUGAUGAGAAGUCAUUGCUUAAUGAGCUCCCGUUGGACUGCUCUCCUGCCCUGGUGAGAGUAAUUAAAACUACCUCUGCUGUGAAGAAUUUGCAGCAACUGGCUCAAGAUGCUGACUUGGCAUUGCUGCAGGUUUUCCAGCUUGCUGCACAUCUUGUUUACUGGGGAAAAGCAAUUAUUAUUUAUCCGCUGUGUGAAAACAACGUCUACAUGCUUUCUCCAAAUGCCAGUGUCUGUCUUUAUUCUCCAUUAGCAGAUGCAUUUUCUUGUCAGUUCCGGGGCCACAACCUGCCGUCGAUGCUUUCCAAGUUCUCCCUCCCAGUGUCACUCUCAGAGUUCAAGAAUCCACUCGCACCGCCCGUUCAGGAGACUCAGCUCAUCCAAAUGGUGAUAUGGAUGCUCCAACACCGGCUUCUUAUUCAGCUUCACACUUACGUCUGUCUGAUGGUGCCACCAAAUGAGGAGGAUUUCCGAGCCCAAGACGAAGACAUGCCCUUCACUGCCAGAGUUGGAGGCCGAAGUUUAAGCACCCCCAAUGCUCUCAGCUUUGGUUCUCCAACUAGCAGUGAUGACAUGACUCUGACAAGCCCUAGCAUGGAUAAUUCCAGUGCCGAGUUGAUACCUGGUGGGGACUCACCCCUAAAUAAAAGGAUGACAGAGAAUCUCCUAGCAAGCUUGUUGGAACAUGAGCGGGAAGCUAUCCUUAAUGUCCCUGCUGCCCAAAAUCCAGAAGAUCUUCGCAUGUUUGCAAGGCUGCUACACUAUUUCCGAGGCCGACACCAUUUGGAGGAGAUCAUGUACAACGAGAACAUGCGUCGCUCCCAGCUGCUGAUGCUGUUUGACAAAUUCCGCAGCGUGCUGGUGGUGACCAGCCACGAGGACCCUGUGAUUUCAGUUUUUCAGUCCCUCUUAAAAUGACUCUACUGACAAAGGAAGGGAAACUGCCAC